Verticillium nonalfalfae is the source of this 1665-nucleotide messenger RNA. RefSeq lists its product as uncharacterized. Gene Ontology annotation, biological process: siroheme biosynthetic process; sulfate assimilation. Lineage: Eukaryota; Fungi; Ascomycota; Sordariomycetes; Glomerellales; Plectosphaerellaceae. Gene Ontology annotation, molecular function: uroporphyrin-III C-methyltransferase activity. The record is from RefSeq and is a predicted model, not a curated record. Bases 1 to 1665 code for a protein of 554 amino acids. The transcript is spliced from 2 exons.
AUGUCUCUCCUCGCAGCCCUCAACUGCACGGGCAAUGUCCACCUGAUCAUCGGCACGAACCCCCUGGCCGCCUCACGAUGUGGCCAGUCGGUGGCUGCCGGUGCCAAGGCUCUCCUCAUCGCUCCUGACACGGAAGACCUUCACUACGGCCUUGCCAAGCGCAUUGAUGCUGGCGAGGUGACCUGGCACAAGAAGGCCUUUGAGGACAAUGAUCUCUUCUCCCUCGGCCGUGACGACGUCGACCAUGUCGUCGAUGCCGUCUUCAUCACCUCGGGCCCACGAGACCCGCAAGCAUCACACAUCUCAGCUCUCUGCAAACGCAACCGCAUCCCUGUCAACGUCGUGGACGCCCCCCACCUCUGCACGCUCUCCCUGCUGUCCGUCCACACGGAUGGGCCCCUUCAGAUCGGUGUCACGACGAAUGGUCGUGGCUGCAAGCUCGCCUCGCGGAUACGUCGCGAGGUCGCUGCCGCUCUGCCGCCCGACCUAGGCGCCGCCUGUGCGCGCCUCGGCGACGCUCGUCGUCGCAUCCAGCAGGAGGACCAGCAAGCACACAGCCAGGCCGAUGUCGAUGCCGACGCGGAUGACUCGGUCGACCAGACGGCCUCCUUCAACAAGCUCGUCAUCGAAGCCGACCUCGAGGCCGCCAAGACGCGCAGGAUGCGCUGGCUGAGCCAGGUCUGCGAGUACUGGCCCCUCAAGCGCCUCGCCGCCAUCACCGACGCCGACGUCGCCACCGUCCUCGAGUCGUACGCCAACCCGUCGGCCCUCCUCCCCGACGCCCCUCUGCCCCCGCUCACCGCCCUGCCCGCCUCCCCCGCCGCCGGUCGCCCUGCCGUCGGCAAGAUCAUCCUCGCCGGCAGCGGGCCGGGCCACCCAGACCUCCUGACACGCGCGACGCACAAGGCGAUCCUCACGGCAGACCUCAUCCUCGCCGACAAGCUGGUGCCGGCGCCUGUGCUGGACCUCAUCCCGCGGCGCACACCCGUGCGCAUCGCGCGCAAGUUCCCCGGCAACGCCGACGCCGCCCAAGACGAGCUGCACGCCCUGGCCUUGGCGGCGGCACGCGACGAGGGCAAGACGGUGCUGCGUCUGAAGCAGGGCGAUCCGUUCCUCUACGGCCGCGGCGGCGAGGAGGUCGCCUUCUUCCGCGCCCACGGCCUCGGCGCCCGCGUCGUCGUCCUGCCGGGCGUCACCUCGGCCCUGAGCGCGCCCCUCUUUGCCGGCAUACCCGUCACCCAGCGCGACGUGGCCGACCAGGUCCUCGUCUGCACGGGCACCGGCAAGAAGGGCAAGGCGCCCGUGCCGCCCGAGUACCUCGAGGCCCGCACCGUCGUGUUCCUCAUGGCGCUGCACCGCAUCAGCGGCCUCGUCAACGAGCUGACGGCGCCGCUCGAGGGCGAGGCCGAGGGCGUGCGGACGUUGUGGCCCCGCAGCACGCCGUGCGCUGUCAUUGAGAGGGCGAGCUGUCCCGAUCAGAGGGUCAUCCGGACGACGCUCGGCGUCGUGGCCGAGGCCAUCGAGGCCGAGGGCAGCCGGCCGCCGGGGCUGCUGGUCGUGGGCAGGGCGUGCGAGGCGCUGUAUGCCCCCGAGAAGGGCAGGGCGUGGGUUGUCGAAGAUGGGUUCCGGGGCAUGGACUCUGACGAUGUCGUGGCGCUCCCUUAG